UCUAGCAACAACAUAAACGUGUCAUGUGCAGAAAUGGAAGUCAUUGCUAUAUUAUUUGCUCAUUUUGGCAUAUAUCUUCGUGAUAAAGACUAUGGUCAAGUUAGCUAAGCUAGAAGAGUAGAGAAAGAUUGAAGCAGUUGAGCUCGAGCUGGUCGCGAGAGUGAGAGCGGCUUCAGUCACUGACUGAACGUGGCAGUUAAUGCGAAAUCUCUAUAUAAUAUAAAAAUAACUUUAUUAACUGCAUGUUUUGAAUGUUGAGGUAAACGUACCAGUUUCGCGUUUAAUUGGAAAGGUGAUUUAGAGAUCUGGAAGACGACAGAAAUGCACCGUUAUUUGUGGUGGAAAUAACUGUUAUUAUGUGAAGACUCAGUCGGGUUUUGCUGUAUCUGUCAACAGAGGCCACAGGAAGUCUCACAGGUGAACCUGGCACUACCAAACCAAGCCUACAACUCACCCGGUGACGUGAUACAGCCAGGUAUCCAGGCUUGGUACAGCUGCGCUCGUUUGACUUGAAUACAUCCACAAAAAGGCUGUCAAGAAUCACAUCUGAACAGAACCGUCCCACUACGAUAGUAUAAUUAUGCUUCUCUUCCACGGCCCAUUUCAGUUUCUACCAACCGCUCUCUGAUUUUCAAGGAGCAGCACAGUUAAACAGUGCCCAGCCACUGAAAGCGUGGCUGCUCUUUCAAUCUUAAUAGGCACCUGUAGGACAUAGAGCAAGUGUUGAAAGCAGUAACAGGACUUGUGGUCAUUGGGAAAAAGGUCAAGAACCAUGUGUGCCCAAUUGGUGUUAACCAUUGGCCUAGUCCACAGGAUGGGUGGACAGUAGAGUGGCAGUGAGACAGUGGACUCAUGUCAUGGAAGAGAUUGUUGCAGUCGCAGUACAUACAGAGGGCUUGAAUAGUUUUCCGCAAGAUUGUAAACAGACCGGGGAUCUGACCAAUGGAAACUCCAAAUGCACAACUGUUCUCAAUGGAUUGACUCCAGGUAAUGGCAUCAAAGAGAAUGGCAAUGUGAACGGCAGUCCGUAUCUUAAAACUAUCCCGAUCUCAGCGCUCAAACAGAAUGGGCUCCUACAGGCUCUGGCAGCAGGUGGCAAUCACACCAAAACCGAAGAGGUGAGCUCAGAGGUGGAGCGAGCACAGGAGGAGUGGGAUGCCCUGGAGAGCAUCCAACCAGUUCUCGCUGGGGAUCUCACUCCCUCUCUACUGAUCUCAUUCAAUGAGGCUCUGCAGCAUUUUCAAACCACUGAUCUUGGAGACCUGCUUAAAAACAUUCAGCCCACCAUUCGCAGAACUGGAUUGGCUGCCAUCACCCACUUCCUGUUUGGCCCUCCUCGGCUACACAAAGACCUAGUAGAGGAGAGAGACUUGGUGUUUGCUAUCGCACAGUGUUCUCUGGAUAAUGGACAGUCAGUGCACAUGCGUGUACUUCAGACCAUCUACAGGAAACUGACCUGCACCCGAGCAGACUGCCCUCGUUACGGACCACACUGGGAGAAUGUUGGCUUUCAAGGAUCAGACCCGGGCACAGAUCUAAGAGGAACAGGUUUUCUGGGACUCAUGCACACUCUCUAUUUCGUCAUGGACCCAGAGAUACUACCACUUGCUAGAGACAUCUACAAACUCUCUCAGCAUCCGGUCCAGAAUUUUCCGUUCAGUGUGAUGUCAAUCAACAUGACCAGAAUUGCCCUGCAUGCUCUUAGGGAAGAGGUGCUGUCUAAGGAGUGUAAUCGAAGGCAACAGGUCGUGGCGGUGCUGAAUGAUUUUUAUGUUGCGACGUUCCUGCACCUCUACCAGCUGUGGAAGAGCCAGCAGAAAACCAUCUCUGACUCUGGCCAUGUACUUAAAGAAGUGGAGCUCUUCGCUAAGAAGAACCCUAAACAGAUUCUCAAACGUCUCGAGGGCUACCUGAAGGAGAGACGUGCUGGGAUGGGACACAGAGCAUCACCUGACACACUGUCGCAUAGCAACCCUUCACCUGGUGACAGUGGGUCUCAAGCGGGCAGUCAGGGAGGGAAGGAGGGGAAGGAGCUGAACUUUACUGGAGUGUGUGAGCUGCCACCUGAGAUGGAGGGAGAGGCCAGACUCAUCUGAAAGAGAUGAGAGCGAUAUGACAAUUACAGAAAUGUGUUUGAAUGGGCAUUUGAUUCAUUCAUGCUUUAUCUCUUCGUUUCUUCAUUUAUUUUGUCCUUUCAAGAGACAGUUCACCCAAAAAUAUAAAUUCAGUCGUCGUUUACUCACCCUUGUUGCAAACCAGGAAGAUUUGCUUUUUUCGAGCAUAGUGUUCAAGCUGCUUUUUUGCCAUAUGAUGAAAGCAUAUUGUGGCCAUGGCUUUCUAUGGACCCCAACACAUUUCAUUGAAUGGAAAAUAACAGCUUGCUCGUACAGAAGAAAGCAAAUCAAAUGGGCUUGAAACAAAACAUGAGGAUGAUAACAAGAUUUCGCUUUUGGGUGAAGUAUGCACACUUGAGACGAGACUAUGUGGUAGCUGAAAAUCAUCAAAUUCUGCUGUUUAUUAUUUUUUCAAUACCUAUUGGCUCUAACACUUUAAACGACCAAUAGAUUUAUUUGCCAAAUAUGAUCGUCUCAGAAAUAGUGCUAGAUUUAGCAUGUGCGUGGCAGCGGGCUGUCUUAAACCAAUCAGGAAGUAGAAGACUUGAUGUAGAUGUACAGUUUAAGAAGAGACCAGUGAACCUUACACAUGACUGUGGUACCGAGUGAAAAUGACUUUGUGUUUGGAAUGGGGUGACUGUGCAGGCAUUUGUUUGAUUCAAUUGAGACAAGUCCAGUCUACAGCCUUAUGUAUUUCCAGAUAGUUGAACAUGUUCACUGUGACCGAGUCGAUCUUCAGAAAGUUGGCAGAGGUUUUGUUGAUACUGGCUCUGUAUCCUUACAAUCUGGAGAGAAAUGAUCAAAACAUUGGAUGGAAAUAGCUUUUUUCUCUUGUCCCUUAAGAAAGAUGUCACAGUAAAAUUUAUAGAAGCUCUAUUUCUGUUGACAGAAACUCAAAAAUUGUCAGGUCAGGGGAUCAUUAUGAUGGGAAAGUGACCCGUAGAUGAAAAUUAUCAGAUGUUUACAGAAACAUUUAGCAGUUCAGCUACAAGUCUACCGUAGACUCCUGCAGACCGAUCACUAUUAGUGUUUUCAUAACAGAUCAUUUUAUAUAAAUAAACGUUAAACUUAGGGCAGCAAUCACAGUGAAAAUGUGAUAUUUGGAAGUCUUGUAAUGCUUGUCUGCAUGAAGCAAAAGCCUACAUGUUUCCUUGAUAUUGAUAGUAGUUACAUUUCAAUUUUAAGCAGUCAACAUGUGACUAUUAUUGUGUGGAUGUGAUGUAGAUGAGUGUAAGGAUGCUCUAAGAAUUGUACGGAAAUACUUACACAAGAAAUAAUCCUGAUAACGAUAUUGAUUGCUUGUUAUGACAUGCAGUACAGAAUACAUGAGCUGUAUUUCAAUAGUAAUGAUUCAAUCUCUGGCUCAGUUUACAUCUUGUAUUAAGAUGCAUUUUGGUCGAUUGGAUUCGGAUCGCAAGUGGACCACGCUAAAUACAGGUUUAAAUUGGGUCUAAACCGUUUUGAGCUCUUCCACUUUCAACCACAUUCAGAGGUAGUAGAAAACACUUUCGACCCGAUUGCUUUUGUGGUGUAACACGCGUGUGGUCGAAUGUGUUUGAAAAGCCACAAAAGACAGCCUAUUAAUUAAAUGUGUAAUGUACCAAACACAAUGUUUUUACAUCAGUCCUGACUCCUAGUGCUGAUCUACAGGAUUUGGCGCCGUUAUUAGGAUAUCGUUGCUAAAUUAAAGUUGGCUGAUCUCCGCUUUUGUUUCAUUUUGUGAGUGUCUAAAGCCCGAUUUAUAGUCAUGCGUAGGCUAUCUGUAGCCUGUGCGUAGCUCUGCGUAGCUUGACGCGCACCUCGCAAAAAUUUUAACAGCGUAAAAAAAAUAGGUAUUUCCGUUUGUGACGGUGAAAACAAAGAUGAACCAAGUUGAGGAGUGAUUUAACUUAAACUGCAUCAAAAGUCGCUGUUUAUUUUCUUCCAUCAUUGCUGGUCUUCUCAAAUUAUACACAACAAGUUACUGUUUCCUCUUCGUUUGUGGGUUAACUUGCUAAGCUUCUUCUUCUUUGAUGUUUGCGCUGCUACUGUGGUUACACGCGUGGUUACUGCCUACCAGCGGUCUGCGCGUUUGUUUGCACGUCGACGCGGACGACGACGCAAAAGUAUAAAUGAAAACCGUCGUAGAACCUACACCGUCGCGGAAUCUACACUGUCUAAGCCGUAGGACCUACGCACAACUAUAACUAGCCCUUAAAAGUUUCGCAAGCUUAUUUCAUCCAUAUCUCUGAAAUAUCUGAGAAAGCCCUUACAUAUACAUAUACAAAACGUUGUGCAGCAUGUUUACUAACAACACAAGCAGAGGUACUCUGACAUAACCUUAGUGCGUGUCAACUUAACAUAAUUUCUCUCGCUUGUGUUUUAACAACUCGCCCAUAGACCAUCCCCUAAAAGUAAUCAGGAAAGAAGCAUUCAAAAGUGGACAAAAGAGAUGGAUUAAAACACCUUGGCUGUGUCCAAAAUUAGAGCCUCAUGUAUUACAAGCUCAUAUGUGAGGAAGAGAAAAAGUCCAAUGCGCAUGCAUUACAAGUUUAGGUGCAAGAAGGAAUUUGCGCACAUUACAAGCUCUCUAGUCUCGCGUGGUCUGGUGUUUUUCGCUGCUUUUUUGGCCCACCCACAAGGCCGUUUGACGGACAUGUCAAACAAACAAUCACAGUUUGUUUCAUCUAGCGUCACUAUAGAACAACGGUGUGCCCUUUAUCAACAGCCACUACAAUGAGACGCUCCCGGUAAACAUCCAUAUGAAGCAUAUCUCUCCACUUUUUAACACCUCCAAGCAAUUCGGGAGAACCAAACGCCAGCUGCGAUCUUUUUGGCUUCACUAACUGCCUCCAUCAAAAUUCUUGGACGUCUUUUAGAGAGUCAAUACCAGGAACUUUUAUAUUUUUGAGAAUGCAAAGUUUAACUGCUCAUUAUUUUCCACGUAAACACAACUGACUCUCUUCCUCGUACGAAGGUCAGAGCUUUAUUUCCCGGGGGACUGAGAAUAAUCGCGACACUUGCAUCUCACGGAAUUCCGGUUUAUUUCAACAAAGACGACUUUGACAUUCCCACAGGGUUUCCAGUUAAGUGUACGAUACAAGCUCUCUUGUGCAAAGUAAAGCCCACAAACAUGUUAAUGUGAAACUAUAAUGAUAAUAAUAACUCAUAGGGAUGCUCCGAUCAGGAUUUUUGCAGCCGAUACCGAAUACCAAUUUGUUAUCUUCGUGAUCGACCGAUACCGAUUCUGAUACCAACUUUUUUACGCUGAUAUGCAAGCUGUAACAGUUAACAUUUUUUCUAGAUAAAGUAAUACCACAGAUGUUGCCUUUGUUAUAUUACUUGCAGUAAUUAGGUAUAUUAUUGUUUUAAUAGAGAAUCAAAUAAAUAAGCACAACAAAUAUUUCUUCUGCAAAGAGAAAUUUAAUAUGCCUUUAAAAAGAUUUAUGUCUCUUAAAAGUAAUGAAAAUAAAACACUUCACAGUCUUUACUGUGUGAAAUAAAUAUACACGUAUUCGUAUAAAGUACAACAGUUCUUCAGUAAAGAGCAGAGAGUGAUUUUAUUCAGAGAUGAAUUAUGUUAAGCCGCAUUCAGACAGCCAGCAAUGUUAUUGCUGUGUGUCGCCCUUCUCUUUCAAUGAGGCAUUUCUAAAUCUGCUUGUCAUAAACAAAUGAGUACCAUCCAUGCCAGUAACUGACGAGAGAAGGGUGACGUGAAUUCCACUGCUUCGUUCUCAUUGGUAGUCGCUUCUGAAAUGCGCUCGACAUUUGCAUAAAGUUAAACUUGUCUUAACUUUCUCGCGUCGCUGGACAUGCCCAUACAGUCGGAAGUCACCUGGUUUCCAUUGAAAUGAAUGAGAUUGCGUCGCUCUGCUACUGCUGGUCGCUGGCUUGCUGAAUGGGGCGUUACUGUAGCUUCAAGACGUGUGAGAGAGAUGAUGCACUGAUGACAGGCUGCUGUGUGUGCGCGCCACGGGUUUACAGACAAGAGCAGCUGUGAGAAGAAAGACAAUUUAAACGAUCAAAACUUUAAUAUGCAUGCAAAUAAUACACUUUUGGCAUGAGGAUGCAAUUGUUCGUGUUAGAUAUGUGUUGUAUACGCUGUUUAAUGGGGAUGUGAAGAUGCCUCGCGCUGUUGACCGGAGCGCGUCCUCAAGAAAAUACACAUAUAUCUGUAAAGGCAGAGAGAGAAAUACAAAUCUGCAAAAUUAUAAAAAUGCUUGCACUACGUAAAAAAAUGUGUCUCUAAUUGCAGCCGCAUUCAGGAUCCCUAUGAUGACAAAAGUAAACCGAAAGAUUGGUUCAUGAGAUCGGCAAAUUUAGCAAGUCCAAUCGAGUCAUUUAAUGCCGUUAUUGGCCGAUACUGAUUGAUGGCCGAUCGAUCGGAGCAUCCUAACUCGUCAUGAAAGCUCGCUAUUGGCCAUAUGUCUGUCUAUGGUCAAUACACAAUAGAAUCAUAUAUCGUCACAACCCUACUAUACCUUAUUGAGUGCACUCAUUUAACGCCACAAUGCACCGCAAUAAUAAGUAUGUAACCAAUGUCUUCUACUGAUGCUCACGCCGAAUCACUGUACUUCUCGCGUCUCGUCAGAAGAUGGCGCCCACACUGCAGCACUUCCAGCAGGCUCAAGUGUCCGAAUUAAUUUACUCAUUCGAGUGAACUAGAUUAGUGGACUAAUGUAGGGAAUAGUGAAUGGCAUAGGGGCUAUUUCGGACAGAGCCCAGGUGUGACUGUGAACGGGCAUGUGUCUCUCUCGUCCAAUUGUGAUCCAACCGACCGAAACGCAUUUUAAUACCAGGUGUAAAGAGGGCCUCUGUGAUAUUUUAGCAUUGAAAGUGUUUAGGGCUUGAGAAAAAGCAGCGGGUUUAAACUGUAAAUUAUUGGUUUGUCAAUCAGAGUUGCACGAGACAUGCCGUCUUGUCAGAUCUGUGUAUAGCAGUCAACAGGUACAGCGUGAGACACAAAAAAGACAAAACCUUAUUUACUGUCAAGUCGUAUCAUGUUAACACAGAAAUAGUCUUUCGCGUCUUGUUCCCUCGUCCAAGUCCAGGCCUGAGGGUUGCAUCAGUCAGUAACGUACUGUACAUUUUGGAAAAAAACUUGAUUGGAAAAGUUCUUCCCGCCCUUUGCAACCCUUUUCUGCACUUUCGUCUUGUUAGCAUGUCAGGUAGCGCUAGAGAUGUAGCAUCCAGGAAUCGUUUUUAAAUUCCUUGUUAAAAAAGCUUGUUGAUCUAACUCGGUAUGGUUGCAUAUGUUUGUCUAAGUUACCAAGUCCAAAGUGUUAUUGUGCGGUAUGAGUACUGUGCGUUCUGUACGAUUUAUUCUCUUCUUUUGUCGUUUUCUUUUCGAAACAACAACACAUGACUAUAAAUACUCAGUGGAUGUAUAUUAGAAGUCCUGUCAGUUUAGCCAGUUGAAUUUUUUUAUAUAAAGCAGAGUAGUAUUUUAUAAACUUGAAUAAGAGCAUGAUGAUAAAGAAUGUUUAUAUAUAAAGGCAAAUCAUCUUUUCCCGGGUUAUUAACUAGUUCUACUCGACUGUUUUGUGUCAGUUUAGGUAAGCAGGUUGAACUCGAGCAAACUUAUGAAUUCAGUGUAGUUAGAUCCACGGCAAGCAUUAAUGUGUCUCAUCGGUUCAUUCGCACACUGACCUGCUGAAAGCUGAAGCAAAAUUAACACUAAGAAACACUUGUGAUGUGAAUGUUUAGAUUGCACAAGAGAUUUGAGUGCCAUUGUGUUGAGAGGAGACGCAACAUGACAAAUGUUGUCAAAUGAGAGUACUGCCCAUCGUAUCAGGACGCUCCUUUUUUUUGCAUAUUUUGAGCAGUUGUGCACUUACUAGCUAUUGCAGCUCCGCAGAUGUUGUGUGUUGCUGUUUAGCUUACUAGCUCAAAGUAUAUACUCUGAACAAUCAAACCUAAAUGUCUAACAAUCAUUCACAACCCCGACUGUGAUUUGAGACUGUACAUGUGAGCGCUCAGUUUAUAUUUUUCCCACAAGAGAGGGUGGCCUGUAUGUGAAAUGACUAUUAAUGUGUGUAUAUAUAUAAAUAAAUAUAUAAAAGGAAAUAUAUGAUUGUAAAAGGAUGAUUGUUACCUGAGCAUAUUAUGCAUACCUCAGGCUUCAGACAAGUCUCUUCUGGGCAGAUGUUUUAUUGAGGACAGCCAUGAUCCCAUGUCGUAGCACAAAAUGGUGUGGUGUCUCUUGCAGUAAUCUACCUAGCUUGGGAAUGUACUGUAUGUAUAUGUAUGUACACUAAUGCAGCACUGCGAAAUAUUGACUUCUACAGUAUAUAUUUCUAUAGCCCAUGUUUGUGAAAACUAUAGUCUUACGCGCUGAAACGCAGCUGAACCUUUGCUCGAGAAAGUUUUUUAACAAUCUCAUUGGUUCGACGUCGAAAAACAAAUCAGGCGGUUUUGUGGCCUUCGGUAUUUGUCGUGCUUUUGUGAAUGUUUUUUUUUUGCAGUGUCACAGUUUGUCAAAAACGGUUCACUUUACUAUGGCACAAUAUUUGUCCGGACCAAAAGGAACAUUUAUGACUGGGGUUUGACUUGAGCUUGUUUGGAGAUUGAGAUCUUAUAAUAAGGAAUCUUAAAGUCUCCUUUGAUUUACCCCGUCUACCCAUGUGUUUCAGUACCACAUGCAUUUCACAGUAAUUCAUUUAUCUUGUCCAACAGAUGUCUUUUUCCUUGACUGAGGAAACCCAAAUCUACGAUUUGAUUCGCAGUCCUGUAAGUCCAAAAUGUCCUGCACUUCAUUUUAAAGGUUUGUCGAUAUUGUCUGUUAUAAUUCCUCAGAGCAUUUUAUUAUACUUGAUCCUUGAUUGUAGAGUCCUUAUUUUAUAAUGAAAAUAUAUUUGAGAAUAUAUGCGGUGGUACGGUGAUGUAUCGUAUGAAGAGAAAUAAAUAAAUGCAACUAAACAAUUAAAAAA
Molecule: messenger RNA, 9022 nt
Organism: Paramisgurnus dabryanus
Lineage: Eukaryota; Metazoa; Chordata; Actinopteri; Cypriniformes; Cobitidae
Gene: elmod3
Product: ELMO/CED-12 domain containing 3
Source: RefSeq, a predicted model, not a curated record